Molecule: messenger RNA, 8976 nt
Organism: Cherax quadricarinatus
Lineage: Eukaryota; Metazoa; Arthropoda; Malacostraca; Decapoda; Parastacidae
Source: RefSeq, a predicted model, not a curated record
CAGGGGAGGUAGGGUGUGGCUCUCACUCUGCUAGUCCAAGGUGUAACUGAAGCAAUAAUAAUCGUGUUAGAGUGAAUAUAUCUUUAUAAUCUGUCAACCGAUGAACGGUGGAGUUAAGGCAAAGUGCUUGGGAGAUAUCUUUUGAAAGCUACAGAAAACCUGGAGGUAGAUUAUUCGAGACCAAAGGAAAUAUAUGUAUUUUUAUAUAUAAAAAGGUGCACUAGGCACUUGUGUGAGUGUAAUAGUCGGGUAAAAACCGUAGACUGAAACCGGUUUGAUCUUGCGGCUGGUUUUAGAGGGGAGGAGACUAUCUUCCGCCCACUGCCAUUUUCGCCUUAUUUAUCCCUUUUCUCCAGUUUUUUCCCCUUAAUAUAUAUAUACCAACGGCGAAAUAGAUAAUGCAGUGAGUGGUGACGUAGGAGGAAGUAGGAGAAUGUGUAAUUAGGAUUGAUAAAGAGUGAACGAGAGGAAGAGGUGGCCAUGUGUGUGGCCAGGUUGGUGGUGGUGGCCCUAGUGGUGGCCCUGGUAGUGGCCACGCCUCCAACACCAGACACCAACAAGGAGAAGCUUCCCUUCGAGGCUGUCUUUCAAGGUAACUAUGGCCUGUGUGAGAACAUCAAACUGUGUGAGCAGCUGUGCUUCAACCUGCACGACGGUACCUUCGAGUGCACCUGUCACCAGGGUUACAACCUUGAACCAGACGGCUACAGCUGUACCAGACUGAACUACACCAAACUGGACUCGUCUAUACUUUACGAGAAGGAGGCGUCGUUCGUCGCUGUACUCGACGACAACGACUACCAGUCCGACGCGUCGUACCAGGGCGGCGAUGGACCGCACGUCGCCAGGUUCCGGUCCAGUCUGGGACACCGGGACAGCAACAACAUUGACUACAACCAACUCAUCGAUAGGGCGGAUAUUCUCAACUAUGACAAGUACAAGACCGAGCGAGAGAUAGUGUUGGAGAGCCUGGGUGGGGAGGAGGAGACUGGUCCAGAGACCUUCCUGGAGCUGGACCUGCAGGACACCUUUCACCCCCACACAUCUCCCGGACCCAAUCUGGAGCAGAAGGUACCGUCUGAAGUGCCCAACCUGCAAGCUACUGAGUCCCUCACUACUCUGUGCCAGCUGGAGUGUGGCCCUGGGCGGUGCCAUCUUGACGCUCAGGCAGGAGUGCCGCGUUGCAUGUGUCCCCUGGGGCGUGCUGGAAGAUACUGUCACCCAGGUGCCCAGGUGGAGACUGCCAGGUUCCACGGGUCAUCGUGGGUAGGCUUCGCUCCACUGAGGGAGGCCUACAGGGACGUGCAAUUGACCCUAGAAUUCAAGCCGGAGACUCCUGACGGAGUGCUACUGGUGUCGGGGGAGAACGACGACCUCUCUGGGGACUUCAUGGCUGCCGUGCUCGUCGAGAGCUUUGUUGAGUUCAGAUGGGACUGUGGUUCAGGAGCAGGCUCUGUACGGUCUCCGGAAGUAGUUCACAUGGAUGAGUGGAACCGACUAACUGUGUAUCGUCACCGCUGGGACGUGUGGCUGCAGCUCAACGAUGGCCACCACAUCCAGGGACGCUCUGAGGGUUUAUUCUCUCGUAUCACCUUCCGUGAGCCCCUGUACGUGGGCGGCUCUAACAACCUGACGUCACUGGCCCCGCGACUUGGCGUCACUACUGGCCUCCAGGGAUGUGUACGACGACUUCAAGUUAAUGAUCAUGUUUAUCGUUUUCGCAAGAGUGAUCCUCUUAGGGAGCCAAACCUAUCGUCAGAUUAUGCGGCAUUAGAUGGCUGGGGCAUAACUGAGUGCAUAGGUGACGCAUGUAGCGAGGUGGAGUGUCAGCAUGGUGGGAAAUGUGUGGCCUCUACCCAGGAUACCAAGAAUCUCUCCACUGUGACAACACCAACACCUCCACCAUUCUUUGCUCCGCCACCUCCUGCCCCAGUCUGCCUCUGUCCUUUAGGUUAUUCGGGAGAUUUCUGUGAAAAACAACUAAACCUAGAGGUUCCUUCGUUCAAUGGUUCAUCACACCUGAUGUUCCCUGCUCUUGGUGGCUCCGUGUUAUCAUGGUUGGAACUGGAGGUGGUGUUCCGUGCAGCAUCCACGGAUGGAGUUCUGCUUUACGAGAGUCACCGUUCGGAUGGUACGGGAGACUUCAUCGCCCUUACGUUGUCCCAGGCUCAUGUCCUGUUCACAAUUGAUUUAGGCUCUGGCAUCUUGACUCUCAGGUCUGUAUACCCAAUCCGUCCUGGUAUCUGGCACUCAGCGAGGGUAUCCCGAACAGGCCGCUGGGCAUGGCUCUAUGUGGACGACCAGCCUGUUGUAAGUGGGUUAACUCCUGGAGGCUUCACUAUGUUGUCGCUCUCGCAUCCACUCUACCUCGGGGGUAUUCCACCCACAUCCACUUCACAACCGGUACUUCCAGCAUCUCAAGCAUUCACUGGCUGCAUACAGAAGUUAUCGCUCAAUGGUCGGCCAAUUCACCUAGUCUCCGGAGCUGUGUCAGGAAGCAACGUAGACUCGUGCAAUCAUCCCUGUUCUCAACGUCCCUGCGACAAUGGUGGCAUCUGUGAGCCUCACGGACCCUCCUACACCUGCCGCUGUCCUCUUGGCUUCAAAGAUGAGCACUGCAGGAGUAGAGUGGUGACACAAGCUGCAACGCCAAGCUUCAGCGGCAGGUCGUUCUUAAAAUAUGCUGAUACGGAGAUCAUGAAACGAGUGUCGGGUGAUAAGUUACAUCUGUGGCUACGAUUCCGCUCCCUGACUCCCGAUGGUCUCUUAGUGUGGGCCGGAGAAGACGAUGAUGAUGGAGAGAACAAAGAAGUGAUGCUGCCGCCUCUGGGAGACUCCCUCAGUCUGGAGCUGCAAGAUGGCCGUCUUGUUCUCCGUUACAACCUAGGUUCAGGCUUUGCUCAACUUCUCUAUAACAGUAGCAAGCGCCUAGAUGAUGGACAAUGGCAUACUGUUAGAAUAUACAGGUACGAGAGAGAAGGACACUUAUCUGUAGAUGAUGACGAGGAGAAUGUUGUAGUGUCGCCAGGUGACCUUGUGCAGCUCAACGUAGACUCAGCUCUGUAUAUUGGUGGACGCGAGACCUUCCGUGGAAGCCACAGUGGCUACAUGGCACCUGGACUAACUGGCUGUGUGGCUGACCUGACCUUGGCAACAGACUACCAUGUUGACCUCAUAACCCAAGCAACAGCUGGUCAGAACAUCGACUACUGCUGACCGGACGGACGGUAGGACGCAUUGGUGGAACGCUAGAAGACAUGAGCUGAUUAUUUGCAGAAAUGAUUUUAUUAUGAAGAAUUCAGAGAAAAUUUUAAUCAAUGAAAUAUUUCCUGUAUUGCAAAUGUCAAAGGGAUAAAAAUGAGUAUAUAGCAUAGGAAUGUUUUUGAUUCUGAGAUGUUAUUGACGUAGGCGUAUAUAAGACCAUGCUAACAUCCAUUGGAAAGAUAUCAUGACUUGCUUAAUGUGUCACAGGAAAUGCUAUAUUGGGCUAGAAAAUAACUGCAAAUUGCAAGGAAUAGGGGAUAAUCAGUUAACCAAAUUGCUUAUUAGUAAUGAUGCUUAUUUAACUAGCAUGUACAAAUUUAAUUAGAACAAAGACUAUAAUAAUUGAAUGAGAUGUCUUAGUGAUAACGAAGCUUAGUCAACACCUCAGUAGAAAUAAAUCUUUAUAUAGCCUGAAUGCAAAAUAUCACCUUUAUUCCUUAUCCCACCUGAGCUUCACGAUCACUCUCAUCCCAUUCAAAGUCAAAAAACAAUCUGUUGUGCAGAUUUGCUGGGAAUGAUUAGGCAAUACCCUAGGCUGAAGCAUCUUAGAAAUAAAGCAUUCAUUUUAUUAUUUAAAGUGUGAAUGUGUGUGUGCAUGUAUGUGUGUGUGUGUGUAUAUGUGUGUGUGGGGAGAAGGAUGUCCAUACAUGUAUGUUCUGCACAUGUCAACAUUGUACUUCAUUUGGUUUAUAUGUAGUCACCAUCAUCAUUCAGAGUAAGUGGUCAAAAAUUGAAUUAGUUGUCCAUUUUGAGUUCCACAUUCAUGUAAUCCUCCAUACGUAGCAUCACACAACAAAUGAUAGUGUGUGUAGCUACAUAUGUAUGUAUACAUAUACAAUAUUUGUAAAUCUUGUAUUCAAAUAACUUCAUUUGGAUGUCUUGGUAAGAGUUUGCCCAUUUAAGACGAAUUUUAAAGUGUUACGUUGAUAAUGGAGAAGAAAUCAGAAUAUGAAAAAAAUACUUAAUUGUUUAUAAGUAUAACGCUGCAAUUUGUAAAUUGGUUUAAUAUAUUUGGCUUUGUGCAUGCACAUCUUUGGCUCCUCCGGCUGGUAAAUAUUUACAGUACUUCAUGCAGUUGUCGUGUAAAUCAUGUUUUAAUAAAAGCCAUAUUCUAUUAUUUACAACAUUGUUCAUGUUAACUCUCAUUAAAAAAAAAGAUGUUUUAAUUUGUGUAAAUAUAUUGUUAGCACCUUUCAUAAUGGCUUAAUUGAACAUAAGUGUUCAUUUUUUAUAUGUCUUGAGUUUCUGUUCACCAGUGAUAAUAUACUUUGGCCAGAAUACUAGGUAUUGUGAAUCAACUGAACAGUUAAUAUAGUGUCCUCAUUUUUUGUGCUAUAAUGAUGGCAUUUUUAAUAACAUCCUCCAAAUCAUACUUGUGACCUUCGUAUCUCAAAUGUCAAAAUGACAGUUACCUUAAUCAAUUUUAUAAUAAAUGUUCAUAUAUUUCCUGUGGUUAUGUUUGUAUUAUAGAUUUUGCCUCUUGUAAAAAAAAAAAUCAUGGAAAUGUUAUAAUGAUUUAUUUAUAAUCAAUCUGCCAUACCUGUUACUGUGUCGUUAAUGCAAACAAAUAACUAUGAGCUGACGGAUAGUAGUGUAAAGUCACUGUCAGCAAAGAAAUCUCUUAUUAAUAUGGCAUUUUAUCCACACAGAAUACAUAAAAAAGUUGUAUAUGUAGAAUAUGGAAAACGUGAGGUGCCUUAAUUAAAAUUCUAAAUUUUUUAAAGGGUGGACCGGUAAGCCAGUGGAAGGCCUCGGUCAAAUGACUAAUAGCUCCAGUGGCGGGUCACCAUGACUUAGACCUGCGUCAGGAAACACUUGUCCUGUUUCCUGACGAGUCUUACCUAACCUAACGUAAGGUGAUGAAGGGUCAAACCAAGUAUCGCUGGGUCAGGUCAGGUACCGCUGGGUCAGGUCAGGUGCCGUUACAGGUGAGAUCAGGUGAUGCCUGGUGAAGGUGAGGACAAAGAAUCAGGUCGUUGUUAUUUGUGUUUAAGAUGUUGAUUCAGUAUUACUUGUGUUUUGGGUUUGGACAAACUGUACACCCUUGUUUUGUUCUUUGGUGUUGGUGAGGUAAACAGUGGCAGCCUCAAGACAACUACAUCUUAUGUUGUUUUCUUAGUAAAUAAGAGGUGCUUGUACCCAGGUCAUGCGCGUAAAUGUAUAAAGUGGUGUAUUACACCUAUGUUGCAUGUUUCCCAUUUCCAUAGCAUCUAAAUCUUCUUUGUGUUUCAAGAGAAUACAAGAGACCGGUUUUUUUUUCAAGAAAGAAUAAUGUGCGCAAGAAAUCUGAGGCUGGAGAAAGACUAUGAUAUAUAGAUUUUCCUCGUCUAGAAGAAAUUUAUUUCUUCAAAUCUAAAAGGCAGGUAAGAAAAGCCUGUGAUUGCUCCUCUUUUAGUCCUGAGAUUGUUGUGUGAGAAGAAAUUAAUCAGUUCAUUUCUUUUCAAAUUUAAAGUUAAUAGAAAGCGUACUAAGAAAGAUGGCCAGAUUAAUUUCUUCUCAAACAAAUCUCAGGACUUAAAGUAGUAAUUAAAGGAUUUUCCUACGUGCCCUCCAGACUGGCAGAAGUGACUGCCUACUGGACGACCAAAUAUAUAUUAAAAGCUUUAUCCACUCUCAAAUUUCCUCUGCAAAUCAUCUACUCCUGAAAAAAAAAUGUUUAGUGUUCACUCCAAACCCAAAGAAGAAAUAAUCAUCCCACAACGAUUAAUACUUCCCACUGGGCCUACAACACUCGCUAUAAUCCUCUCCUCCAGAGUCAACAUGAGCAUGUUUGUAUUCUCAAACAAAGGCACAGCAGGAGCCCAUACUGUAUACUUUAUGGUGGUUGUAGGGAGACAACAGUGGAUUUAGAUGCUAGAUUAAAAGAACACAAAUAAACAUUCAGAAUGAAUAAUAUACGCAAAACAUGCCUGGUACACCGCUUCACAGUCACACAUAAUGAACUGGAAAACAAGCACAUCUUAUUUACGAAGUAAACAACAGAACUAAAGACAGAUGUCUUGAGGCUGCUACCUUUUGCCUCACCAACACCACAACAAAACAGAAGGAUGUAUAUUUUCUCUAGUACCAUUGCACAAAUAAUCUUAGGACAAUAUAUUCAACACACAACACAGCCAGAUCCUUCAACCUCAUCGCUGAAAAACACUUGACCUCACCUCACCUGACCCAGUGGCACCAGGCUUUACCGGCUGCACCUGACCUCUUCCGGUGUCAUCUGAUUGGAUCAGGUGCGCCUCGCCUCCUCCAUAUUCUCCAUUUACCACUUUUUAUACGUGUUCUAUGACCCUGAUAAAGGGUAUAGAAACGUUGUAUUAAUAAAAGGCUCCUUUGCUGAAAGUGUUUUUUUUUAAUCACAUAUUGUUAAUAGUAAAAAGAUUGUUAAAUAGUAACUAAACGAUUAUUUUACUCUAAUUUGCUGAAAUCUAGGAAUUCAGUUCACACAUCUUCCAAAUCACCAAUAAUAUAAGGCUAGUUGGCUUCAUUAUCAGUCAAUAAUAAUUAGAAGUAAUACAUCAUCUAAAAAUGUAGUAUUGGAUUACUCAUUUAAUGUGGCAUUUGAAGGAACAAUAAAGUAAGAAAACUUUAUACAAAGAUUAUCUUGGCUUGGGACGGGGGCCGCAGGGGCGACGCACCCCUGGAACCCUCAUGUAAACAAAAAAUGUAUAUUAGAAAAAUAAAUUGCAUAUUAAUUUAAGUAAUUCAUGAUUUGGAGGAUGUAAACUAUGGCCCUGUGUGUGGAUAAAAGACUAUAGUUUUAUCAUUAGAAUUAAGGGAAAAUAUUUGCCUUUUAUUUAAUAAAAAUGUGUGUACUAUUAUUAUAUGGUUAUACAAGUUGCUACAUUCCAUAACUAUGUAAGCUUUACUUCAAAACCUAAAAGAAAUUGGCAGUCGGUACACAUUGUAAGAAGAGUCUAUAGGCGUGUUCUACAUAUCAUUUUGUAAUGUAAUAAUAGUAAGUUAAUCAAGAAGAUAGUGCCUACAUAUUUGUGUUACGUAAGUCAUUCUCAGAAUGAACGUUCUUAGCAUCAUCUAGUCUAUGUAUAUUGAUGUAAACCAGUCAAGAGCUUACACGCCACAGAAAAUGGGAGGGUAUGAUACCAGCAGUGUGAUCCCAGGGAAACUGAAAUACUUAAAUUGGUGGACCGUACUUUGUACCAGUACCAAUAAUAUUGUUCCGGUGGAUGUGUAUAGAAUGUUGCUAAGUUAUGGUCCUAAUGUACUAGAUAGUUUUUCAAAUUCAUAUUCAUUCAAGAAGUAAAUGUAAUGAUACCUGUGUAAAUAUAAUUUUCAGUAUCCAGUAGUCCUCCAUCAGUACAGUAUGGCAUAAAAUUUUUUACUUCAUCCUUUUACAAAUACAUAUGAUGACUCCAUGUUACUGAUACAUUAUGUAGUUUAGAUGCUCCACAAAUGAAGGUACAUACGCUACAGUAUCAGAAUCUUGACAUCCCAUUACUGAACAAAAAAAAUUACGAGUGUAUAUAUAUAUAUAUAUAUAUACAUAUAUAUAUGCUCAAGUGUACAUAUACAUUACUUGAUACACCAUUAACAAUACUUUGAUAAUUUAGGACCCUGUACCUCCCACAGAAUUUAAAGUUUCAGUACUUUUGUAUUAUAUAAGUUACUUUAUAGCACCUGCAGAACUUAAUUAAGUCUCUCAAAUAAGACAACACUUGUGUUUGCUGCAUAAUCAAGAUUACAGUUACCUGGAGGCUGGGUUAUCCAGGUAUCAACAAGAUAACAAAUACUGUACCAGGGCAGAUGGAUUAUCAUACCCUUUCUAUUUUGGAUAUCAUGCAAGAAAAAAAUUCACAGCCUAAUUUAGUAACUUGAUCCUACUUGGUGGCAAUAUUGCAAUCAUUGGCAAAGUAAUCAAACUUAAAGUUCUAAAUGUAAUGUAAUAGGUUAAUUAUUUUAAUGAGAACAUCAAAGCAUCUAAAUAAUAAAAGAAACUAAUGAAUGAAGUGGUAAGUAGAGAUUUAUUUAUAAGAUUAAAUACAAUCGAAUUAACAUAUAAAGGUGAUAUUUUUGAGGAUGGAUGAUGGAAGUAAAAUAUUAAAUUUAAUGUUUUUAUUGCUUCUGACAUAUAUAUAUAUAUAUAUAUUUAUAUUAUUAUCAAAACUUGAACUCCAUUGUUUAAGAACAUCUUUAUAUUAAUAAAAAACCUGUUGUAUAAAAACCAAUAAUGAAUAUCUGUAAUAACAACGAUUAUUAUUAUUAUUAUUAUUAUUAUUAUUAUUAUUAUUAUUAUUAUUAAUUAUUAUUAUUAUUAUUAUUAUUAUUAUUAUUAUUAUUAUUAUUAUUAUUAUUAUUAUUAUUAUUAUUAUUAUUAUUAUCGAUAGGAAGCGCUAUGUAAUAACAAUGAGAGUUUAAAAAAUUAUAACAAUUCCACAUAUUAUGAUCACCUUAUAUUUCAACGAAGCAUAAUUAUUAUCCAUUGAGCCACGAAACAGCAAAAUUCUGGCGAUAAUUAUUAAUUCCAGCCAAUUUACGAGGCCUGAAUUUUAAGAAGCCAUAUAUUCUAUUGCUGAAUUUUUCAUCACUAAAAUAAAAUUAACUCGUAAUAUAAGAAAUUUUCGAAGUUACUACAAGUGGUUUCAAAGUGUUGCCACAAGAGGGUCAGGAGUGCAGCACUUGAUGUGACCUCAGUGGACUCGGAGGUGUUGACACAGAUCAUGUACAGCAACUAAGGAGUAAAUCUUGUGCCAUUUUAAA